Messenger RNA from Striga hermonthica, 1125 nucleotides. NCBI's taxonomy places the organism in Eukaryota, Viridiplantae, Streptophyta, Magnoliopsida, Lamiales, Orobanchaceae. The record is from the annotation of a GenBank genome assembly.
AUGUCGAAAGCUCGUCAGCCCGAGAAGCCCGUCUUCUCUGAAACCUCUUCUUACGACCAUUCCUCGUCUGAGGAAAUCGAAUCUGAGCCUGAACCGAUCCGUAAGUCUUCCGCUCCGCCGGCCGCCGCCAAGAAACCAGAAACCCGUUCCGCACAGCCCGCCGAAUCCCACAAAAUGUCCAGAAAAAAAUCAAAAGCGAAAGGCAAGGAAGUUAAGGGGAAGGGGCCCACUGUCGCCAAAAAGUCGAAGAACAGCAAGAAGGCUGAACCCCAAACCCCUGUCGCCUCAAAGCCCGCCCCACCCGACGAGGAUUCUGGAUCCGAAUCCGAAUCGGAAAAGAAUUCCAGAAAAGAAUCCAAAAGGAAAGGCAAGGACAAGACCAGAAAGAGGGCCCUCGAUGCUGAAGGGACGGUGCCCACUGUCACCAAGAAUUUGAAGACCAGCAAGAAGGCUGAACCCGAGGCAUCCGAGAAGAAGGUAUUAUUCCAGAGGAUAUGGAGCGAAUCGGACGAAAUCGCCCUCCUGAACGGAAUUCUGCAGUUUAGGGCCGAGAAUAAAUGCGACCCGUAUGAUAAUAUGGACGCGUUUCGUGCGUACAUCAAGAAGAAUUUGCACUUUGACGUGAGGAGGAACCAGCUGAGGGAUAAGAUGUCUAGGAUGAAAAAAAAAUACACAACCAACAAGAGAAAGGAGCAGGAAGGUAAAGGAAGAAGAUUUACGAGCCAACACGAGCAGGAAGCCUACGAUCUGUCGGAUAAAGUGUGGGGGGCUGAUAAAGAAAAUGCCACUGGCAGUGGGCCUGAGAAAGAAAAGGGGGUCGAAAAAGGCAAUGGCAGUGAGGCUAAGAAAGAAAUGGGGGUCGAAAAAGGCAAUAAUAUUAAGGAUUUAGUGGCAAGUGAGAGGAGGUUUGUGCGGAUGAAGGAAAUGUUGUUUAGUGGUUUAGGCGAGAAUGUUCUAGCUGUUGGGGACCUCAAGCUCGAGGAGGAGGAAAUGGGGGUUAAGGAGGAUAAAGAAGCAUGGAAGAAGCUCCAUAAUGAAGCUAUGGAGGUCGAUGUGAAGCAUUUUGAGCUCAAGACUCAACAGUCGAAGCUUCUUGUGCAGAUCAUGAAGUCCCGGGGCUAUUGA